Hippocampus zosterae (dwarf seahorse) is the source of this 897-nucleotide messenger RNA. It is a transcript of the gene churc1, whose product is annotated as churchill domain containing 1. The transcript has 4 exons. Gene Ontology annotation, biological process: fibroblast growth factor receptor signaling pathway; multicellular organism development; positive regulation of DNA-templated transcription. The record is from RefSeq and is a predicted model, not a curated record. Gene Ontology annotation, molecular function: zinc ion binding. The coding region runs from base 156 to 494 and encodes 112 amino acids. Lineage: Eukaryota; Metazoa; Chordata; Actinopteri; Syngnathiformes; Syngnathidae.
ACAUUUCUAAUGGUGACUUACUUCCGGUAUCAAGUAUAAUGCUAUGCUAAGCUAUCAAGCGGUGUUUACGGAAGACGCACUUUGAUUAAAACAUCAAAUGUAAAGUCUUUUCUCAGACUGCACAUUAGACAUCAUCCUUUUUUAAAUAAGUGAAAAUGUGUAACGGCUGUGUGCAAAAAGAAUACCCCGACCGGGGAAGCACUUGUCUCGAGAAUGGCUCCUAUCUUAUGAACUACCUGGGCUGUGCCAAAUGUCAUCACAGGGACUUUGUGUUGAUCUGUAAUAAAGACACAGAGGAUGAUGAUGGAGAGGAGAUUGUCACUUACGACCAUGUUUGUAAAAACUGUGACCACGUCAUCGCCAGGCAUGAAUAUACAUUCUCUGUUGUUGAUGAAUAUCAGGAGUACACAAUGCUUUGCAUGCUGUGCGGAAAGGCGGAGGACUCCAUCAGUGUGUUGCCAGAGGAUCCCCGACAGACCGCCUCACUCUUCUAGACCUCAUAAUACAACUACAAUUCUCGAUACAGCAGAUUGACAAAAGACUCUGACUGGAUUGGCAUGAACAGGGUCAUAAAACAUUUAACAAAUAUGCUGCUGACUUCAAGGUUAGGUUCAUUUGAAUAAACAGUUUCUUAUACAUUUUUUAACUUGAGUGCGAUUGCCAACCAGUUCAGGCUGUACCCCACUUAUUGUCCGAAGACAGCCGGGAUAGCCCUUGUGAGGAUAAGCGGCUCGGAUAAUAGAUGGACGGAUAUUCCUGUAUGUAACUAUAUACCAGCCUAUGUCUUUUGACCAUUGCACUGUAAAUGAAUGUUCAGACAUUCACAAAUUUACAUGAAAUUACAAAAAUAUUCACUUAUGUACUAUGUCUCAUUUGAAAUAAAAUAUUGACUUAUGG